Molecule: messenger RNA, 1374 nt
Organism: Arabidopsis lyrata subsp. lyrata
Lineage: Eukaryota; Viridiplantae; Streptophyta; Magnoliopsida; Brassicales; Brassicaceae
Product: protein REVEILLE 4
Exons: 9
Coding region: 102-989 (295 amino acids)
Molecular function (GO): DNA binding
Source: RefSeq, a predicted model, not a curated record
UUUUGCCCGCCAUGUGGAUAUCGUCGUCAUUUCUCUCUCUAACCCCUUCUCUCUUCACUCUCUCUCUCUAGACGAUCGCUAUCUUGAAUAAAAAAGACGAUAUGACUUCAAGCAAUCCGGUGGUCGCCGAAGUACUACCGUCGGAAACUUCUACAGAUGCUACAGAGACGACGUUGACAACGACGGAAGCUGGGGAAGCACCGGAGAAGAAGGUGAGGAAAGCUUACACAAUCACCAAGUCUAGAGAGAGUUGGACUGAAGGCGAACACGAUAAGUUUCUGGAAGCUCUUCAAUUGUUUGAUCGUGACUGGAAAAAGAUAGAAGAUUUUGUUGGUUCAAAGACAGUCAUUCAGAUCAGGAGCCAUGCCCAAAAAUACUUUCUAAAGGUCCAGAAAAAUGGGACUUUAGCACAUGUGCCACCCCCUAGGCCUAAGCGCAAAGCUGCUCAUCCAUAUCCUCAAAAGGCAUCGAAGAAUGCUCAAAUGUCGCUACACGUUUCCAUGUCCUUUCCUACUCAAAUAAAUAACCUGCCUGGAUAUACUUCAUGGGAUGAUGAUACCUCUGCAUUGCUAAACAUAGCCGUAACUGGGGUUAUUCCACCAGAAGAUGAACUUGAACUUGAUACCCUUUGUGGAGCAGAAGUUGUUGUUGGAUCAAAUGGCAUGAUAAGUGAAACUAGUCCUUCAGCAUCUGGUAUUGGAAGCUCAAGCAGAACACUAUCAGAUUCUAAGGGUUUAAGAGUGGUGAAACAAGCUCCCUCAAUGCAUGGUCUUCCUGAUUUUGCUGAGGUUUAUAACUUCAUUGGGAGUGUCUUCGAUCCUGACAGCAAAGGCCGCAUGAAAAAGCUCAAGGAAAUGGAUCCUAUAAAUUUUGAAACUGUUCUGCUGUUGAUGAGAAACCUCACAGUGAACUUGUCAAACCCUGACUUCGAACCUGCUUCUGAAUAUGUUGAUGCUGCAGAGGAAGGUCAUGAACACUUGAGCUCUUAGCUGUUAGUGCACUCAACAAGUUAUAUAUCUUCUUGACGAAUUCUUGCUUGCAACAACUGUCUACCAGCUAUCAAAUGCUUCUUACGGUUGUUGUCUGAGGAGAACAUAACUGAGUCGUCGUCGCAAACAAAAGGAACAUAUGCAGUUUCGGUCAGAACCAGUCGAGUGAAUGGUAGAUAUAUGUAUGUGUGUGUAGAAAAUGGUUACCAAUUGUAUCUUCUUUUUGAUAAUUAUUUGUUCAUGCGUUUUGUAAUAUGUAAGUUUCUCUACCUCUUCUUCUGAUUGGUUAAAAAAGCUAUGUAAGGCACUAGCAAAUUGUUACUUAACUCAUAAGUGAGAUACAUAACUAUGUUGUAUUGUUCUUUGUAUCAAGCGUUAACGUCCA